AUGAAAUUCAAUCUUUUCUUACUCUUCUUAACCAUCUUUGCUAUUGUUGCAUUCUCAUAUCCAAGCAAUAAUGGUCCGAAUCAUAAUAUGAUGAAACGCCAAAACUCAACAAACCCAAAUUGCGAUCCCAAUGCUUGUUGUAAUCCUGGUGAUGCACAAUGCUUUGCGGAAUGUAAUUUACCUAGCUGCGCUUGUGAUCCAACUUCUUGCUGUCAACCCAAUGAUAAUGAAUGUGCUAAGCUAU
Molecule: messenger RNA, 244 nt
Organism: Racocetra persica
Lineage: Eukaryota; Fungi; Glomeromycota; Glomeromycetes; Diversisporales; Gigasporaceae
Source: the annotation of a GenBank genome assembly